AAUGGUUACUGCGGCAACGACGUACAUACACUAAGCGCGAGCUAUCUGACUUAUCACUCCAGAACUACAGAACAGAAAGAAAAAAAGGAACCAGAGGUUCCAGCUACAAUUAGACAUUCGCUAUGUAACUAAUUACUAUUUAAAUAAACACUACAGCUCAGAGUUUAUAUUAAACACAGUAAUGGCUGGGACGGUUCUCUGUGAGCCCAGUGAGCUUUACAACAUCCUGAACCAGAACCAGCGAUACUCAAGACUCACCGAACCCAACUUCCUCUGUCUGAUCGAUACUCGAGCUGAAGGACCAUAUUUCUGCAGUCACAUCAUCACAGCCAAACAUGCUAAGUGGGGUUCAGAUGGAAAAUGGAUCAUCCCUGCUGAUGUGGAAGUUGAGAGCAUGAGAUAUAUCAUUGUGUAUGACAGCAAUACAAGUUCCCUCCAAGAUUCAGGACCAGCCACAGACUGUGCUGAGAGCCUGGCAAAAGCAAGCCGUCAUCCAGUUCAAAUUCUUAAAGGAGGCUAUGAGAGGUUUUGUGCCAUCUACCCUUUCUUCAGAACCCAGAAAAUUCUUUACACAAUUAGGGAACUGGAAAGCCUGGAGCCUUAUCCAGUGGAAAUUCUGCCUGGUCAGCUGUAUAUGGGUGAAUUCAGGCAGGCAGCAAAUCCUCAGAUACUCAAAGACCUGAAACUGACUGCACUGAUCAAUGUUUCUGAUGAUUUAAUGCUUGAAAAUGGAAAGCUCACAGUCCUGCAUAUCCGAGUGUCGGAUUCAGUGGAUGCUAAUUUGUCCAGUUCUUUCGAGAGUGUCUGCAAUUUCCUGACAUCUCAACUUGAGGCCAGAUCUGUUGCUUUCAUAUUCUCAACUCAUGGCAUUAGUCGCUGCAGUGUUCUGGCCAUGGCCUUCCUCAUGCAUCAUCUACAAUACACACUUAAGUCCUGGAGGAACGCAAUCUUGCUCCACUGUGUACUUGCCUCUUGACUUGACUUGGCGUCUGUUAAUAAUCCAUGUUUUCUAGUGUCUCCUUCUCUUUACUUACUCAGUGUGUUCCUGCCCUGUUUGAUGGUUUGUACAGUUUUUUUUACACCUGUCCUGCCCAGACAAGUGAUUUAUUGAACUGUGGCAUUUAAGAAAUGAUUGAUUGGCACCAACACACCCAAUGUGUGCCACAAAGCAGUUUCCCACAUCAUUAUUACUCCUCCUCCACCAACCUGAACUGUUGACACAAGACAGGUUGGGUCCAUGGAUUAACUCUGUUGGCACCAGAUUCUGCUGUUCAGUUGGGAAGUCUGUGCCCACUGCAGCCUUAGCUUUCUGUUCUUGGCUGACAGAAGUGGAAUGUGUGGAAUUUUGAUUCAAGGUGUUGUAUGUUCUAAAUUACAACACCUUGCUCUGUUUACCACAAGUGUACAGAGGAUAACCGAGCUACUGUAGCCAUUCUGUCAGCUUGAUCUCAUCAACAAGGAGUUCACUGGAUGUUUUGCUUUUAUUGCCCUAUUCAGGCAAAAAAAGAACUAGAGACCAUUGUGCUGAAAAUUCUAGAUAUACUCAAACCAGCCCAUAUAGCAUCAAGAAUCAUGCCACACUCAAACUCACUAAGAUCACAUUUUUUCGAUUCUAAUGGUUAAUGUGAACAUUAGCUGAAGCUGUUGGCCGGUAUCUGCAUGGUUUUAUGCACAUUUUCAAGAGUAAUAAUGCAAACUUUCUGUAAAUCCUAUAAACUUCUUUUCACUUCUCAAAUAUCACAGGGUUUGUCUGCUAUAUGAUAUAUAUAACUGAAAUUGAAUUUAUUCUGAACAACCAAUGAUUUAUAAAGGAAAAUCAUGAAAAUUGUCACGUACACGUGUUAGCAAUGGGUGCUACAUUCAACAAUUAGAAUGGGUGUCUAGAUACUUUGUACAUAUAAAUAAAGUGUACAUACUGUACAUCCUUAAUGUUUAUAUUAUAUUUUAAAGAACAUUAUGUGAACCAUGUGGUUUAAAAUUGACCUUCACUUCACUUCAGCAGGAUUGGUAUAAAUCUGCAACAUAACUGGAAACGAAUGCUAAACCUCUUAUGCAGACAGCAGGUUAGGCUGCAGACAUGCUGAUUUGUGAUUGUGGAUCAUGUUUAGGAAGCUUGGGAUCACGUCCAAAAAUGUAAAGCCAACAUGAGGCCUAAUCGUGGAUUUGUGCAGCAACUGUCCAGCUGGGAGCUGUGUGUACUGGGGAAGAAAAUCACAGAUA
Messenger RNA from Astyanax mexicanus (Mexican tetra), 2220 nucleotides. It is a transcript of the gene styxl1, whose product is annotated as serine/threonine/tyrosine interacting-like 1. Gene Ontology annotation, biological process: protein dephosphorylation; positive regulation of intrinsic apoptotic signaling pathway; negative regulation of cytoplasmic stress granule assembly. Gene Ontology annotation, molecular function: pseudophosphatase activity; protein tyrosine/serine/threonine phosphatase activity; protein phosphatase binding. Gene Ontology annotation, cellular component: mitochondrion. The transcript is spliced from 8 exons. The record is from RefSeq and is a predicted model, not a curated record. Lineage: Eukaryota; Metazoa; Chordata; Actinopteri; Characiformes; Acestrorhamphidae. Bases 182 to 976 code for a protein of 264 amino acids.